UUGACUGCCAUUGUCAUUUCCCCUACAUGUGGCCAAGAACUGUUUGGUUACAAGAAUUCUUCCAAAUAUCUUUCUCUGUGUUCAUCGGAACAAAGACAUUUAUACACAUUUGGAACCACUAGAGAGAGUCAUUCAUGACAGAAGUUUUAUUUUUGAAGAAUCCCCUUUAAGUUGAAACUUUUCUCUUUCUGUUGAAUUUCAGUUUAUCCACUGUUAUUACUCGUUUUCUUUGGGUUGUUUUGGGCUACAUGUGUUAAUGUUUAUAUGCCGGGUUGAUGUUUUUUUAUCUUCCAUUUUUAGAUCUUUUAAUUCUUUCACACUCCAUUAAACACAUUUGCACAUGGUGUCAUUUCAUUCUUUUUACGGACGGUUUAUAAAAAUGACGUGACGCAUCUCUUACGAAAAUUAUUUAACCAUGAUUUAAAACCAACAAAACAUUGUUUUACCACAGUCGAAACCAAAAAAACAUUGUUUUACCACAGUUGAAACCAAAAAAACAUUGUUUUACCACAGUUGAAACCAAAAAAACAUGCUUACUGUAGUAAAACUAUGGUUACCUCAAAAUAACAAUGUUUAAAAAAACAUGGGUAAAACCAUAUGGUUUUGCCAACAGUCCUUAAUGCACCAAAAAAAAAGUUACCACAAAAAACGGUUAAUUUUCGUCAUUCAGCGAACAUUAGUUGGACUUUUGUGUUGUUGCUGUCUAUCAUUUUUGUGUUUGUAUUUGCUGUCGUUGUUGUGUGUGGUAUGAGCACGGAUGAGCGUGACCUUUGUGUUCGAGUUGUUUGGUUGCCGUGGCAACAGCACGCUGAAGCAGACACUCCCGGAGCUCAAGAACGUCUCGAUAGAUGUGUGUGUGUGUGUAUAAAUGUCUUUAUAUUUGUGCAGGUUUGAUGUAAAUGUGUGAUAUUAUAUAUUGGAGACGUUGAGAAUGUCGGGUAUUAUCUGCGAGUGGCUGAACGCGGAGCUCCGUCUGUCUAAAGUCGUCGCGCCGGUUUCUCUGAGCAGAGAUUUCGCCAACGGAUUUCUGAUCGGUGAGAUUCUGAACAGAUUUGAGCUGCAGGAUGAUUUUCAUCUCUUCUCAAAACACAGCACUCCAAAUGCAAAGCUGAAUAAUUUCACACGUCUGGAGCCCACGCUUCAUCUGUUGGGCGUGCCCUUUGACCUCUCUAUGUCCAGAGCUGUGAUGCAGGGCAAACAGGGAGCGGUCACCAAUCUUCUCUAUCAGCUGUACAUUGUCCUGCAGAAGAAGAAGAGAUCCAGACUCACGGCCACGGCCAUGCAGGUCAUGCAGCCCGCGGCCGCAGCUCGACUCCACCGAGUAGAGAAACACAUCUACACUGAGCGUUUGAAGACGGUGGUGAGACGUGAAGCGGAUGUGAAGAUGCAGAAGAUCGCAAAGCGUUUUCAUAAAAGAGGACAAGACAUGUACCAUCAGUCCAUCAUGACUGAACUCCAGCAGGAGAAAGAGAGAAUCGGACGACAGGAGGAGAGAAGAAUGAGAGACAUUGAAAAGCAUCGUCAGGCGCGCAGGAGGCAGCAGGACAUGAUGAUUCAGAUUCAAUCGGCUGUGCUUCAGAUCCCGAAGCCUCCACACAGUCGAUCACCCAGAGCUCUGGAGAAACAACAGCAGAUUCGCAAACAGCAGGACGCUCAGCUCGUCCGGCGUGAUAUCGCUCAGUUUGAGAAGAACCAGAAGAGCAUCUCUCAUGCCGGAGACGGAGCUUUACUCUCCAGCGGUCAUGUGAUGAGCGCACAUGACAGGGAACAGAGAAUACAUGGAGAACAUCCGUCUGCGUCUGGAGGAAGACUCGACUGCACGAGAGCAGAGAGAGAUGCGCAGACGUCGAGCUCUCGUAGAACAACUGCGAGCACAGCAGACUCGACAGGAGGAGAUACGAGAGCAGCAGAUGGUGAAGAGAUUGAUGCGUCAGACGCAACAGGAGAAGCGAAUCGCCUUCCAGCUGACGCAGAUCAAAGGACAGAAGGAAAUCCUGCGACAGAACCGCAUCUUCCAGGAGAGACAGAACCAGGAGCGACGCCUUCAGGAUUUCCAAGAGGCCCUGGACAGAGAAGCAGUUCUGCUGCGAGAGGAGCGUCUGGAUCGCAGCGAGGAGAUUCACGUGGAACGCCAGCUACACAAGCGACUCGCCGCCGAACGCGCCCAAGCUCGAUACCGCAAACACUUCCACGUCUGCAGAGGGAUUCUGGGACAGAUUGUGGAUCUGAGCACCAAAGUCGGAGAAUAUCGACUCCUCACAGACAAGAGAUCUCACAGUAUCUCGUGCCGUACUGGGAGAACAUGUGCUCUUCAUAUGAGACUAAUGUUAAAACGGUCAUGCAGAACCUCCGCAGUGAACGUGAACUCAUCAUUCAUCAUCUGUAUGACAUCCGAGAGAACUUCAGACAGCACCUCCUGAAGCCUGAUCUCAAGCAGGAGUUUGUGAGCUCAUGGCAGAGCGAUUAUAACCGCGUUCCUGACAACAUCAGAGACGAUGAAGAGACCAAAGGAGAACUUCACCAAAGACUCGACGACUUGCGUGAGCGUCUGUGGGAUAUCUGUGAUAAGCGCAGGGAUGAGGCGGUGCUGGAGCGAGCGGCUGUUGUUGAUGACGGCUGGUUAGAUGAUCAUACAGCUCUCAUCAUCAACCACUAUUGUACACUCAUACAGACAGAAGUGAGCAGGUGUCAGGGUGGUGUGUAUCUGCUCAGAGAUUAUUACUCAGGAAUGAAUAAAGCUCUGUUACCUCAAUCAUCAUGUGACUCCACUCGUCUUCCUCUGCUUGACGUCACCUGGAGUGAAAACAUGGAACCUGAGACGUCUAACAUCUCAUCUGUUUCUGGCCCAUCAGAGAAGCAUGCCAAGAAUGCUGGGAAGAAAGACACAGAAGCAGAGGACACGAGGAAACUGUUUCCAUUGGUUACCAGCAGAUCAUCCUCCAAUGAGAUCUCGAAACAAGAUCUGCGUCGCCCCGAUGAGAAACUGCUUGAGGAGAUUUAUCAGACGGCCAUCAGCGCAGUGUGUGCAGAGGUCCAGCGGCGUGAGCAUGAGGAGGGCGACGAAGAACAACAUCAGACGAUGGAAACACAGAGAGCAAACACACAGUCUCAAGCUUCAAACUCUGCUAAAGACAGAAAGAAAACUGCUAAACAGAAAGGAGCUCCUCCUCCUCCAUCUCAUGAGCCCAGUCCUCAACUGGCAGCGGAUGAGAACCCUGAGGAGGUGAAGAGGAGAGCCACGAGGAGACGAAUCCGUCAGGAGUACACAGCCGCUCUCAAACAUGAAGAGCGCGGUGUGACGAUGCGUCUGGAUGUGCUGAAGUCACACGCUGUGAGAACGUUGCGCAGCCUGCAGCGGAACACACAAGAGCUCUACACGAACACGCAGGAGUGGAUGGAGACACGUUACCUGUCGGAGAUGAGCAGUGUCGAGCAGCUGACAGAGUUGGUUCGGCGGCACAUCGAGAACGGCCUUCAGAUCCGUCACGAGCUGGUGUUACACGCUGCUGAUUUCUGCGUGGACGGAGACACGCGUGUGUUGGCCAGCGCCCCGCCCACUCCCCCCCCGCCGCUGCUGGAGGAGCACAGAGACAGCAGACUCACCGUUCAACAGCUGAACAUCAUCUGUGCUCAACUGCACAAGACGGCACCAUCAGGUGUGUUGUCCGGUACCGAGUUGACCGAAGUCCUGCAGGAGUUCAUCUCUCCUCACAUGGGCUGUGAUGAUUUACCUCAACCCUGGACACACGUGACAUCCUCACAGCGGAAACAAGAACUUCCAGAACUUUCUCUUCAUCCACUGCCACGAUAUGAAGAGCAACCGACGCGGAGAGGCAUAUGUGCCUUCUUCAGAAGGAAACUGCAGGCAUUUAAAGGCCGUGCGAGCAACGGAGGGCAGCAUCGUCUGGAUGACCCGCUGCCCGGUGAGCCAGUCGUGGCCGAACCUCAGCCCGAGGUCGAUUUAACCGGCCCGACUAAAGUGCCACUUGAGUCCAUGUAUGACUUACAUGGGAAGAAGCUGCAGGACGGCUUUCUUGUGGCUACUCGGAGAUCCGACGGCCAGGAAGUCUUGCUCAAUGUUUUUCCCAGGAAGCCGAAACACAAAGUUUUUUUUCCUGGGUACGGGAGCACCAUUGACAAGAGAGUGGCCUGGAAUGUGCUGCUCUCAGGACGAGAGAGAAGCCCGCACGUGCAACAGCUGCAUCGCUGGUUCCAGGGACCAAAAAAAAUGGUCUUGGUGUAUGAAAAUCUCUCCACGAGCUUGGAGGAAUACGUCAAGAAGAGUGGUGGUCAACUGCGUGAAGCCGAGGCUCGGGGUCUAGUCAAACAGGCGGCUGAGGGAGUUAAACACUCCCUGGACCACGGCGUAUUUCACGAGACGGUCUUCGACACAAACUUCUUCAUAGAAGAGAAGACCGGAACGGUGAAAUUAAGCCUCUCUGGCGAAGUGAAGCGCAUCCCCAGCAUCCAUGAAAUCAGACAAUUCAAGGGACGAGCCACGGUCCUUCAAAAGCUGAAGACAGACAGAUGCUACGCAGAAUUCAAAUCUGUUUGGUAUCUCGGCGAACUGGCGUAUGAGAUGAUUCAUGGCCACGAGAAGAAAAAGGGCAAAGAACCCAAGCUGGACUCCAGUUUAUCCAGAGAAUGCCGUGACUUCAUCAGCGAGUGCUUGCAGAGAAAUCCACUGCACAGAAUGAGUCUGAAGGAAUUGAUGGCACAUGAGUGGAUAAACGGAGUCGAGGAAGGCCCAUCAGACCCAGACGUGUCUGAGCCCGUCCCAUGUCCAUUUCAUGUGGGACACACGGCUGAGGUCGAGUUACCUGGGCCAACUACAGCGCCACUUGAUUCCACAAAUCAAGGAAAUGAAAAGCAGCUGUUCGAAGGAGCGUUCAUGAUGACUCGAAAAUCUGCUGGCAGAAAAGUCAUCAUGAAGGUUCUGACCCAGGAUGCUGAAGGAGCGACGCAUUCUUUGUCCUGGGUUCAGGAGGACUGUUGACGUUCGACAGAUAAAUCUGUUGAGACAGAAAGAGGCAUCCUGAGGUAGAGGUAACGUAAGUUAAGUAAGAAAAGGCAAGUCUUUGGUAAUUUUCUGUUACGAGAAAAAACAUUAGAAAUAGUAUUUUAUAGUAUGUUAUUAGCCUGCAUUUAA
Triplophysa rosa is the source of this 5149-nucleotide messenger RNA. RefSeq names its product sperm flagellar 2 (gene spef2). The coding region runs from base 932 to 4996 and encodes 1354 amino acids. Gene Ontology annotation, biological process: protein phosphorylation; sperm axoneme assembly. Gene Ontology annotation, molecular function: protein binding; protein kinase activity; ATP binding. Lineage: Eukaryota; Metazoa; Chordata; Actinopteri; Cypriniformes; Nemacheilidae. Gene Ontology annotation, cellular component: manchette; sperm midpiece. The transcript has 31 exons. The record is from RefSeq and is a predicted model, not a curated record.